AUGUCGUCCAGUUCGUCAGGAAAACCGCCUCGGGUGCUUGCUUGUGUUUUAUGCCAAAGUAGAAAGAUCAAAUGUGACCGCAAGACUCCCUGUUCUAACUGUAUCAAGGCCAACGUCGCAUGUACACCAAGCACGCCGGCGCCCGCUCGUAAGAGGAGGAGGCCAAAUCAGGAUUUACAGCAGAGGUUGGCGCGUUGUGAGGAAUUACUUUCCGAAUAUGCUACCGCGAAGCCUGCCGCUCCAUCAUCCGCCGACUCGCCCAGCCAAGAUGAGGCUUGGAGGCCCCGCGGCGGGAAGCUCAUAGUAGACGAAGGCAGCGUCAAAUUCAUAGAUAGUUACUUAUGGGCUAACAUACACAGCGAACUCUCGGCAAUGCGCGAGAUACUCGAAGAUGAAGAUACCGUAGACGACCCUUGCACCCCCGCAGAUUCGCAAGCAUCCGAUCUCAACGCAGGUCUAAUAUUAUCAGACACUUCUGAGGCUAAUCUGGAAGAGCUCCAUCCACAACCGGCUCAUGUAUUUCGGUUGUGGCAAAUUUUUCUCGAAAGGGUUAACCCAUUAACCAAAGUGAUACAUGUGCCCACAGUGCAACCUCUUCUCGUCGAAGCGGCCACGAGUAGGGAAAAUGUACCUAAAAACGUCGAAGCGCUGUUGUUCUCCAUCUAUCUAAUGGCCACCGUGGCCCUAACCGACGACGAGUGUGUAGAGCGAUUCGGGUUCACCAAGAUAGAAGCCUAUAACCGGUUUUCUAAGGGUUGCCGCUCAGCUUUGAUGCGCAUCGGCAUCUUAAAGAAUUACGACCUUGUCGUCCUACAGGCCUUGGUACUAUAUUUGUUCUCUCUCCCAGGCCGAUACGACCGUCAUGCGGCGUGGAUUUUGAACGGUGUGAUUGUAAGGAUUGCGCAGAAGAUGGGUCUUCACAGAGAUGGCGAAUUUCUCGGGCUACUGCCGUUCGAGACCGAAAUGCGAAGGCGAAUAUGGUGGCGGAUCCUUUUACUCGAUGCAAUGUAUGCACUCAUGUCCGGCCUCGGUCAUUCUCUUCUCCCACGUUCAUGGGACACCAAACCACCUUUAAACAUCAACGAUUCCGACCUCUACCCUUCUAUGACGACCAUACAACCCAAAGAUACCCCAACAGAUAUGAUAUUUUGCCUCAUAUGCAGCGAGAUCGCCUCCGUCAUGAUUGAUACGCCCGAGAUUCAUCUGGUCAUCUUACAGAACGAGAUGGGCUUGGAAACAUAUGAACCUGAUAAGAUCGAGAAGGCAUCCAGGCGUCUCGAGCAGCUGGACCGAGACAUGUCGGAGAUCCUAGCUAAGUAUAGCGAUCUUUCGAUGGGUCCUGUUCAUGUAUUAGCAACGGAGUGUAAGAAAUCAAUGAUUGGAAAGCUACGCGAAUUAAUCAGCCCGAUGGUAACCCAGCCAGAAUGGGGCGAUGAGGUUCUAUCACCUAAAGAUCAUCUAUUCAAGAUGUCGGUCACGGCAGGUGAACAAAAUUUAAAGAUGUAUGAGUUAUCACCUACGAGAGGGGUUUUCCUAUGGUUCAUGAUGUCGCAUUUCCAGCUUGAGCUUUUUAUAUACAUGGUUGGGCAAUUACGCUGGCGUACGUCUGGGAAGCUAGUAGAAAGGGCGUGGGAGUCGGUCGAACUAGUUUAUCGAUUUCAUACGGAAUUGUGGGAUCUCUCGGUGAAGGCACAUCUAGCGGCCGCCAUCUUCACGAUCCGGGGUUGGAAAGUGCGGGAAAAGGCGUUGCAAGAGGCCACGGGCGUUAUUCCAGGGACGCCCGAUUACAUAUUGAAGCUUCAGGGAAUCUUACCAGCGGAGGAUGUAAAGCACACGCUCUCCAACGAGUCGCCAGACUUGAUGAGUAUCAGUAACACGCCGGACGGGGCCCCACCCGGCGUUCCGCAGCCCGUUGCGGAUGUCGCUUGGGACCAGAUGCUUGGUUUCGUUGACGCGGGAACCAUCGAUUGGGGCGAUAUGUUCGCAACACCUAAUGGUGGGCAACCACAGGCGAGCUACGGGGGCUUUGGAGGAGUAUUUGGCGGAAAUGGGAUUAAUUGGAUGUAA
Molecule: messenger RNA, 2067 nt
Organism: Annulohypoxylon maeteangense
Lineage: Eukaryota; Fungi; Ascomycota; Sordariomycetes; Xylariales; Hypoxylaceae
Product: fungal-specific transcription factor domain-containing protein
Exons: 6
Coding region: 1-2067 (688 amino acids)
Biological process (GO): DNA-templated transcription; regulation of DNA-templated transcription
Molecular function (GO): DNA-binding transcription factor activity, RNA polymerase II-specific; zinc ion binding; DNA binding
Source: RefSeq, a predicted model, not a curated record